This is a messenger RNA of Chondrus crispus (carragheen), 93 nucleotides long. RefSeq lists its product as hypothetical. The coding region runs from base 1 to 93 and encodes 30 amino acids. The record is from RefSeq and is a predicted model, not a curated record. Lineage: Eukaryota; Rhodophyta; Florideophyceae; Gigartinales; Gigartinaceae. The transcript has a single exon.
AUGCGAAUUGUUUUAAUUCUGGAGUGCGGCUGUCCGGUGCGACUCGCAUUUAAACGUCGAGUCGUUAUAUUGCGAAUGAAGUUCAUUCAAUGA